Bombina bombina (fire-bellied toad) is the source of this 1893-nucleotide messenger RNA. RefSeq names its product SHC adaptor protein 2 (gene SHC2). Gene Ontology annotation, cellular component: plasma membrane. Gene Ontology annotation, biological process: intracellular signal transduction; cell surface receptor protein tyrosine kinase signaling pathway. Gene Ontology annotation, molecular function: receptor tyrosine kinase binding. Lineage: Eukaryota; Metazoa; Chordata; Amphibia; Anura; Bombinatoridae. The record is from RefSeq and is a predicted model, not a curated record.
AUGCUGGCUGAAUCUAGGUAUGAUCGUUUUCGUAACGACUCUGUAACUUCAGCAGAGGAGCAGCCACCAUUGGCAUCUAGAGCCAUGAGCGGACAGGUGGCUCCUGGUUCUCCUUCAACGGCACCCUCUUUGGGUCAGCCAUUCUCUGAUCCACAGGGCCCAGAGGAGCAGGAUGUGGCCACAACCUUCUGUAUGAUGAUACCCAGAAUGGGACAGUGGAAAUUCACCAGCCCAGCUGCAUUCCUCAGCAGAUCACCCUCUGGAACAAGCAAGGAUUUGACCUUGGACAAGACUGGAGGUGCUGGAGGAGGAUUGGGGUCUGUGUUUGGUGCUUGUGACCCUGUAUGCUCUACACCUUGCACUUUGCAGGUGAUAAACCGAUUGCGAGGGGGUGGUGGUGGAGGAGGGGGUGUUAGAAAGGCUGCAAGGACUGAAGCAAAUAAACUUCCAGCUGAGGAGUGGAACCGUAAAGGUACCUUCAUCAGUAAACCAGCUCAAGGGUGGCUGCAUCCUGAUGAUCGUCUGCAAGGUCCUGGGGUCUCCUAUAUUGUCAGGUACAUGGGGUGCAUUGAAGUUCAACGGUCCAUGAGGUCCCUGGAUUUUAAUACACGGACUCAAGUAACAAGAGAAGCCAUCAACAGGCUGUACGAGUCUGUACCUGGGGUGCGAGGAACCUGGAAGAAGAAGGCACCAAAUAAAUCUCUUGCAUCUAUUUUGGGCCGUAGUAACCUUCACUUUGCUGGGAUAAGCAUUGCUGUAAAUAUAUCCAUAGAAGGACUGAACCUGAGUAUCCCAACAAGUCGGCAGGUUAUAGCCAAUCAUCACAUGCAGGCCAUCUCCUUUGCCUCAGGAGGGGACACGGACACCAUUGAUUAUGUGGCGUAUGUGGCCAAGGACCCCAUAAAUCAGAGAGCCUGUCAUAUUCUGGAGUGUUGUGAGGGACUGGCCCAAAGUGUGAUCAGCACUAUAGGACAAGCAUUUGAGUUGAGGUUCAAACAGUUCCUGCACAGCCCCCCCAAACUGGCAGCUCCCACUGACAGGGUGGUGCUGGGAGAUGAAACAUGGGGGGGAGAGGACGAGCACAGCUCAGAACACAACUACUAUAACAGUAUCCCUGGAAAAGAGCCCCCAGUCGGAGGGGUGAAGGACUGUCGCUUGAGGGAAGGGGGAGCCAUUGGACAGUCAGCUUCACAGACAACUGCCAAUGGGCCAGGGCCUCAGGUGGGGUCUCCAGCCAGAAGACCUCCAGUGUCACAUUCUGGGUCUCAGUGGAGCUUGAGGUGCAGGGUAAGUAAAACACAUUAAGACCCUCCUCUGACCAAUGAUCGGGCUGUAGGAGUCAGAGACUAUGAAGAGCAUAUGUAUGUAAAACACACAGAACCUGGAUAACUGGAGCAACGACAGGGAAAGCAUUAUAUGAAUCCUGAGGACAGUCCCAAGAAGGAUCUGUUUGAUAUGAGACCAUUUGAAGAUGCCCUGAAGCUCCAUGAAUCAACCCUAUCUGGGUCCCAAAGGCUAGAUGAUGAGUGGCCAAGUCCCUCCACCAGGAAAGCUCCUGUGGCUCCAACAGAGGAGCAGUUGAAAGGAGAGCCAUGGUACCAGGGGAAGAUGAGCAGAAGAGAGGCAGAAAAGUUGCUGCAAAGGGAUGGAGAUUUUCUAGUGAGAGACAGCAUCACCAAUCCAGGGCAAUAUGUCCUAACUGGCAUGCACAAGGGGCAGCCCAAGCACUUACUGCUGGUUGAGCCAGAAGGAGUGGUGCGAACUAAGGAUGUGCUAUUUGAAAGUAUAAGCCAUUUAAUUGCCUACCACUUGCACAACCAGCAGCCAAUUGUAGCGGCAGAAAGUGAACUGCACCUGAGGCAGGUGGUGCCAAGAAGAGUGUCAUCAUUAUAG